AUAUUAUAUACCUUUGAAAGUUUGAAGUUUGAACUUCUUUAUUAUGAUUUUAAAUUAUAAUUACCUUUUGACUAGCGAUAAAUUUUACUAUACUAUUAUAUUUCGUUUUUUAUAAUGAUAUUAUUUAAUGAAGACCUGUAAAUUACCAAUUUUUAAGUACUGGUCUGGACUCUAGAUUAAUCGACAUUAACCACGUUUUAGAAUAUUUAAAUCCUUUAAUUUUUCCAAUAAUGACUGAAAAGUGUAUAAUUGACGUCAAGAGUAAAGAAGCAUUAGAAAAAGACACCUUGUUAUUUCCAUGCUUCCAGAUUUCUAAUGAUGUACAGUUGAAAGACGUCCCAAGUACUGGCGAGGAAUAUUUAUUAGCAGUUAUAAACGAAAGACGUAACUGUCAAAUGGUCACCAAGUGUAAAAUAGACUGUUCAAAGUUUGCUCAGAAUCAAUCUGAAUUUGUAAAAGAGAUUCCUCAUCCAAAAGCACCUGACCACUUAAAGCCAACUAUUGAAUGGCAAAACAUACAAGUUGCUGAUUUUUCUGAUAUCAGAUUGUAUAUUUCACGGCUACUUGAUAAAAGGUCUCACUGGCCUAAAAUAAGGAAACUAAAAGAGGAUCCAGUUAAUGAUGUAUGGAUCAAUUUUUUUGACAAUCAUGAGCCUACCUUGUCAUGUAUUCUAGGUAUUAAUUAUAAAAUAUUAGAUAUAGGUUUGGAAUAUUUGAUUGAGUCUUUGAAUGAUAUUGAACCUGGAAGCACUAUUCCAUAUAACACAGGUCAAUGGAUCUAUGCUAUAUUGGCUUGUACAAGACAACCUUUACUACCGAAUACAGUUAGUAUAUUAAGAAACUUAGCAAGAAGAUGUGCUGAAGUCAGAUCACAUAUUAAUCCAGAAGAAGAAAAUUCAAAGGAACUUGUUACUCCCUUUAAUAUUUUUAUUUGUUUAGUUUCUCGGUACUUUGGUCAAUUUGAUUUAGCUGACUGAUUAUUUUUUUAAGGUGUUCUAUGGAUAAAUGUGGUCACACUUAAAUUUUUUUUUGUGGAUUGUGGAUUUUAACUAUUUUUCUAUGCAUCUUUGGUUGCAAUUAGAUCCAUUUUAAAUGAACACUUAAUAUAAACAUAUUAAAUUUAAUACAAUUUUUAAACUAGAAUAAAUAAUGAGGAAAUACUUA
Messenger RNA from Pieris napi, 1164 nucleotides. It is a transcript of the gene Gem2, whose product is annotated as gem-associated protein 2. The record is from RefSeq and is a predicted model, not a curated record. Gene Ontology annotation, biological process: spliceosomal complex assembly; spliceosomal snRNP assembly. NCBI's taxonomy places the organism in Eukaryota, Metazoa, Arthropoda, Insecta, Lepidoptera, Pieridae. Gene Ontology annotation, cellular component: SMN complex; nucleus; spliceosomal complex. The transcript has 4 exons. The coding region runs from base 231 to 977 and encodes 248 amino acids.